This is a messenger RNA of Dama dama (fallow deer), 939 nucleotides long. RefSeq names its product olfactory receptor 6C2-like. Gene Ontology annotation, biological process: G protein-coupled receptor signaling pathway. Gene Ontology annotation, cellular component: membrane. The transcript has a single exon. NCBI's taxonomy places the organism in Eukaryota, Metazoa, Chordata, Mammalia, Artiodactyla, Cervidae. Bases 1 to 939 code for a protein of 312 amino acids. Gene Ontology annotation, molecular function: G protein-coupled receptor activity; olfactory receptor activity. The record is from RefSeq and is a predicted model, not a curated record.
AUGAGAAACCAUACAUCAUUACCUACAUUCAUUCUCCUGGGACUAACAGAUGAUCCUCCAAUGCAGGUUCUGAUUUUUAUAUUUCUAUUUGCUUCCUACACACUGAGUGUCACUGGGAACUUGACCAUCGUUAUACUCACUUUAGUAGACUCUCGCCUUAAAACUGCCAUGUACUUUUUCCUCAAAAACUUCUCCUUUUUAGAAACCUUAUUCACCACGGUCAGCAUUCCCAGAUUCUUAUACAGCUUAUCAACUGGGGAUAGGACUAUUUCUUAUAAUGCUUGUUUUAGUCAAAUAUUUUUUAUCUUUAUUUUUGCAGCAACAGAGUUUUUUCUCCUAGCCAUCAUGUCCUAUGACCGCUAUGUGGCCAUCUGCAAACCUUUACAUUAUGCAAUCAUCAUGAACAGUAGAGUCUGUGGAAGACUUGUUAUUUGCUGUUGGAUAGCAGGUUGUCUGGUCAUAUUUCCACCAGCUUCCCUGGGCUUACAGCUGGAAUUCUGUGACUCUAAUAUCAUUGAUCAUUUUCUCUGUGAUGCUUUUCCUGUGCUAAAAAUCUCUUGUUCAGACACAUGGUUCUUAGAACAGAUGGUUUUUACUGUUGCUGUGUUGACUGUCAUUGGGACAUUUCUGUGUGUAGCUCUGUCCUAUACAUACAUCAUCAAGACCGUCAUAAAAUUGCCUUCGGCUCAGCAAAAAAUGAAGGCCUUUUCUACCUGUUCUUCUCACCUGACUGUGGUUUCUAUCACCUAUGGAAGUUGUAUCUUCAUCUAUGUCAAACCUUCAGCAAAGGAUGAAGUGGCAAUUAAUAAAGGAGUGUUAGUACUUACUACUUCAGUUGCUCCCAUGUUAAACCCAUUUAUUUAUAGCUUGAGGAACAAACAAGUGAAACAAGCUUUUACAGACUUAAUCAAAAGAAUUUCAUUGAUUUCAAGGAAGUAA